Messenger RNA from Molossus molossus (Pallas's mastiff bat), 3085 nucleotides. RefSeq names its product X-prolyl aminopeptidase 2 (gene XPNPEP2). NCBI's taxonomy places the organism in Eukaryota, Metazoa, Chordata, Mammalia, Chiroptera, Molossidae. The transcript is spliced from 21 exons. The record is from RefSeq and is a predicted model, not a curated record. The coding region runs from base 68 to 2092 and encodes 674 amino acids. Gene Ontology annotation, molecular function: metalloaminopeptidase activity.
AAAAGGAAGAAACCUGCUCAUUCUCCCUCAUCCCUCUAUUGACCCAGCACCAGCAUCUGGAGACUCCAUGGCCGGGAUUCCCUGGGGCUAUUGCCCCUUGUUUGUCCUCCUCUCUGUUUGUGCCUGGGGUCAUGCAAAGCCAGUGGACCUGAGAAGAGAGAACGUGAGAAACUGUUCAACCAGCCCUCAUUACCUUCCGGUUACUGUGAUCAAUACCACAGUGCAGCUCAAAGACCUUCGCCAGCAGAUGCACACCUGGAAUCUCUCUGCCUACAUCAUCCCGAAUACGGAUGGCCACAUGAGCGAGUACAUUGGCGAACAUGACAAGCGGCUUGCAUGGAUUACAGGCUUUACAGGGUCUUCAGGAACUGCAGUGGUGACCAUGGGAAAAGCAGGUCUCUGGACCGACAGUCGCUACUGGACCCAAGCUGAGCAGGAGAUGGACUGCAAUUGGGAGCUCCACAAGGAAGUUGGCAGUGCCCCUAUUGUCAACUGGCUCCUCACUGAGAUUCCUACUGGAGGGCGUGUGGGUUUUGACCCCCUCCUCUUCUCCAUUGGCACCUGGAAGACUUAUGACAUGGCCCUCCAAGGCUCUCACAGAGAGCUGGUGUCAAUCACAACCAACCUUGUGGACCUGGUAUGGGGGUCAGAGAGGCCUCCAGUUCCAAGCCAGCCCAUUUAUGCCCUACAGGAGGCAUUCACAGGGAGCACCUGGCAGGAGAAAGUAUCUAGCAUCCGCAGCCAGAUGCAAAAACAUCGCAAGGCCCCAACUGCUGUGCUUCUGUCGAUGCUUGAUGAGACAGCCUGGCUCUUCAAUCUUCGCAGUAGCGACAUCCCUUAUAACCCUUUCUUCUAUUCCUACGCACUGCUCACGGACUCCUCUAUCAGGUUAUUUGUAAACAAGAGUCGCUUUAACUCUGAGACCCUGCAGUAUCUGAACUCCAGCUGCACAGGCCCCAUGUGUGUGCAACUCGAAGAUUAUAACCAAGUUUAUGACAGCGUCCAAGCCUACACCUCAGGAGCUGUGAGGAUCUGGAUUGGGACCAGCAAUACUAUGUAUGCGUUCUACAAAGUGAUACCCAAGGAUAAACUCAUAGAAGAAACCUACUCCCCAGUGAUGGUAACCAAGGCGGUGAAAAACAGCAAGGAACAGGCCCUCCUCAGGGCCAGUCACGUGCGGGAUGCCGUGCCAGUGAUCCGCUACUUGGUCUGGCUGGAGAAGAACGUACCCAAAGGCACAGUAGACGAGUUCUCAGGAGCAAAGCUGCUGGACAAAUUCCGAGGAGAAGAAGAGUUUUCCUCUGGACCCAGUUUCAAAACCAUCUCUGCUAGUGGUCUAAAUGCUGCCCUAGCCCACUACAGCCCAAGCAAGGAGCUACACCGCAAGCUGUCUUCAGAUGAAAUGUACCUGGUGGAUUCUGGGGGACAAUACUGGGACGGAACCACAGACAUCACCAGAACAGUCCACUGGGGCACCCCCUCUGCUUUCCAAAAGGAGGCAUAUACCCGUGUGUUGAUUGGAAAUAUGGAUCUGUCCAGACUCAUCUUUCCUGCUGCCACAUCAGGACUGAUGUUGGAAGCCUUUGCCCGCAAAGCCUUAUGGGAUGUUGGGCUCAAUUAUGGUCACGGGACAGGCCAUGGAAUUGGCAACUUCCUGUGUGUGCAUGAGUGGCCAGUGGGAUUCCAUUCCAGCGGCCUUACUAUGGGCAAGGGCAUGUUCACUUCCAUUGAACCUGGGUACUAUCAGGAUGGUGAAUUUGGGAUCCGUCUUGAAGAUGUGGCCCUCGUGGUAGAAGCAAAGACCAAGUACCCAGGGACCUACCUGACCUUUGAAGUGGUGUCCUUGGUGCCCUAUGACCGGAACCUCAUUGAUGUCAGCUUGCUGUCCUCUGAGCAGCUCCAAUACCUGAACCGCUACUACCAGACCAUCCGUGAGAAGGUGGGCCCUGAGCUGCAGCGACGCCAACUGCUGGAGGAAUUCGAGUGGCUGCAGCAGCACACAGAGCCACUGUCAGCAAGGGCUCCAUGCACUGCCUUCCUGUCCUCUCUGUUGGCAGCCUCCACUCUUGCUAUCCUUGGCUGGAGUAUCUAGAGGCCCAGGACUCCAGAGCUAACCCUCUUGUUCAGCUUACUUCACCCUGCACCACCCAAGCCCCAAGAGCUCCUGCUGGCCCAAUUGCCUGGAAACCUUUGCCCUCAGCCUCCUUCUCCAGGACCAAGCCCCAGGGACUCAGGGCCUCUUGGCCCCCUUACCCUCUGCUCCCAAUCCCAUGACAGUAAACCAGCUAGUUUCUUUCCUCCAGUGAGCCCAGUAGGCCUAACCUAUAAUCUGGCAGAGCCUGUUGCUGUUGCCCCCCAAAGGCCAAUAUAGGGCAGUGCCUUACUCCCAGGGGCCCCAUGGUCCUGGGAAAGCCCCAUCCUAAAACCAGCAGAGCUGUUCGCUCAUACUGGCUUCUAACUCCUUGGUCUUUCUACACCCUUGAGGCUGCCUCAGGCCACCCCCAUCUGUACAUGGCUCUACAAUGACCUCCUGGCUGCUGCCCAUAGGCUGAAGGAACAAGGGCUGCUUCCGGGCUUCCUAUUGUGCCUAUAGAGGGAGAGGAAGGGAGGGUGGUUGAGUCCUCUGAUGUCAUACUGCCACCCCAGAGGCAUGUUACCAGCCCUUCACCUAACAUGUGAGCUCAUCACUCCUAAACCCUGGGUUGGCUUGAUGCUAAGUGAUAGGAUAGGGAGUUAAGCCAUAGGAAUUUGGCCAUGGGGUAGGAGGGAAUGAGGGAAGCCCUCUGGAAUAUGGCCCUACCCAAAGUUGGGAACAGCCUGAACAGUGACGCCCAAUCACUAUCUCAAAUUUCCUGGCAUAUGGAAGCCCUUUUAACUUUCCAAAGUGCAGCCACAGUGACAAUACUAUUAAAUCCUUCAGCAUCCUUAGAUGACCCUUAAGCUGUGAGGCAAAUAGCUGGUUUCCCCAUUUUACAGAUAGGAAAACUGAAUUCCAGGUAGGGUGGGAUCUGUCCAAGGACACACAGUGUUUGAUUGGUACAUGGUGGGACAGGAAUGGGCCGGCCGGCAGUUCAACUUUUUUGAC